Lotus japonicus is the source of this 4227-nucleotide messenger RNA. RefSeq names its product increased DNA methylation 1-like. Bases 1944 to 4058 code for a protein of 704 amino acids. Gene Ontology annotation, biological process: negative regulation of DNA-templated transcription. Gene Ontology annotation, molecular function: transcription corepressor activity; acyltransferase activity, transferring groups other than amino-acyl groups. NCBI's taxonomy places the organism in Eukaryota, Viridiplantae, Streptophyta, Magnoliopsida, Fabales, Fabaceae. The transcript is spliced from 12 exons. The record is from RefSeq and is a predicted model, not a curated record.
UUCAGAUGUAUCUCCCAAACGCUACCUUAAGCUUAAUCAUCGCCAUCUAGUGAAUAUGAAUAUCAACUUCUUGUGAAACAAGUUCAAAUGUAGCUCUUUUUUUUUUGGUUACAUACGAAUAAAAUGUAGAUAAAAUGGAAGAAAAAGACAAAAAUCCUUCAGUUCAAUUGCCCAUAGGCACCCUUAGCAAUUUUCAGUCUAAUUUCACUCCAUCUUCAAAAUAGCUUAAACAUUCGCUUCAUCUGUUUACCCUGGAAGCUGAUUCUUCGAAAUUGAGAUUCGAAUCAAAAUGUGCUGUUUCUAUUUUGGGUUCUGGUUGCUAUCUGUGCUGGUGAAACCCCAAAUUGAAACUCACCAUCGAUUCCUCUAUUCCAUGUUCCUUGCUGAAUCUAAACGAAUCAAAAUGAGAAAUUCAGCUAUGGGGAAACAAGAUAUGCAGAACCUGUUGCAGAUGGGGAAACCUGCAAUCCAUUGGAGCGAAUGGGUACCUGGGAAUGAAAGCUUCGCAGAAAGCUUGCACUUUGCUCCACCAACAUGCUUCCAACAUUGCAUCCAACAACCUGGGUUACGGAAUCUAGAAACAACAUUAAAUGGACUCAUGUAUCCUCCACAAGAAACAAUCUUGCUUGAGCUGGUUAAGAUAACUUGCCGCGGGAGAGCUCUCCCUCCGAGUAUUUAAUGCAGCUGCAAACCUAGUGAUCAAACUCGAGACAUUUGGUUUUGUUAGACCAACCGGCUGAUCCACCCACUCAGUGGUAAAUGAAUUCCUCAUUUUCUAUCUUCUACUAGUAACUUUUUUUUGGUUAACUUGCUGGAGAGUUUGAAAGAAGGACCACACUAUAGUCAAAUUUUAUUUUGUUUUAGGCACUACAUCCAACAUUAGUAUGAAUAGAAAAUGAAGUUUAUGAAAUGAAUUUCCCUAUUCUCUACCUAUCAAUUAUUUUGUUUUUGGCAAACAUGCAGGAAAGUUUAAAAGAAGGGCCACAUUCUAAUCAAAUAGUUAAUGUUGCUCGAGUAGCAUUUUAUCUAAUGAAGUGCUAAAAUUCUGCAUUGAAAUACUUAAUACAUGCUUUUAUCCAUUACAACACAUAUUGUACAACAUAAGAAACUGGAUUUCUCAAUUUCUGUCAGCCUAUGUGACCUGGCAGACAGAGAAAUGGAGCAGAACAAAAUACUGUCUUAUGCCUGACAUAAACAGUUAUGAAAAAUUGCACAAGUUUCUUUUCUUAUUCUUAUCUAAGAUUGGGUUAUAAAAACACAUCUAAUAGAAUAUCUUCACAAGGAAGCUAACAAUUAAUGAUGGAUUAGACAAUGAAUAAGUGAAACACAUUUUGGCAAGUGUGGCUUAGCACAAACGAGGGCCAAAUCGUCCCGGCUGUUAUUUUGACUUGAUACAAGCUUUUUUGCUGUUUCACGAUAUAAUAAUAUUAUUUGCUUUUGUGGGUUUUACCAAUACAAAUCGGUUUAAUUGCAAUUAUUUUACGAGAAAUAAUAUUUAAAAUGAAAGCAGAAGCACUUGUCAAUAUAGAUACAAUGUAACCCUUCCCUAGCCUUGUACAAUUGCCUUCGGGAAUCCCCACAUUCCUAUCACUGGUUCACUACUAGUGGUAAACACCUAGCUGCCGAAGACUGCAUGCAGUCUAAAUUCGUUGCCCGGCAUCCUGCUCUUGCUCGAGGACGUGGAAUAUCUAUUUUGUUUUUCAAAGACCUGAAAGGGAAGAGCAUUUUCUCGAUUUCCGCUGGCAUUUCAUAGUAGAUUAUUUGCUUCUGCAGCGAUCACUGCUCAAAGAUUUGCAACAGCAAGAAUCUAGGGCAAAGAUCUCAUUCCAAAUUGAAGACACUUUCUUGCUUCAGAAUCCCCCAUUCGUGAAGCCUGCAUUUUGCUUGGGCCUUUCCUGUCGUUCAUCCGUAUAUUUUGGCAUCAUAAAUUUUCCGAACUUCCAAUGGCUGGUACAAGCAGCAUGACCCUUAGGUAUCGCAAACAAGAUGUAAACUAUGCAGAUCGAAGCAAUCAUGAAAAUGAUGAACACAGUUCUGAUCCAGAUUAUUCAAGGGGUAUGCGUCAAGGAGGACGAAAAAAAAGAAAGAGCACAAGAGGUGGACAGGGUUUUGGAGGUGCAAAAACAAUAUCAUCCUCUCAAAGAGCAAUGCAGAGCUCAGGUGCAGAUUUGAAUGCAAGAUAUGGACAUGGUAGACGAGGUGAAAAGACAACCGUAUCCACAACACUGGAUAUGGAGACUCAAACGGUGGAUUUAAUUGAUGUUCCAUGUGCUGAUAACACCAUUGAGACUGAAAUGGUGGAACCAAGGUUAGAUUCAGUUGCAAGGCAUGGAGAGAGUCGUGGACAAGGUGGGAACUCAAGCUCUACAAGAGAAAUGGAGACUGAACUUGUGCAUUCAGGUGUGGUUGUGACUGAUAGAAAUGCAGCACAGAGUCAUGGACAAGGUGGAAAAGGUCAUAGGCAGGGUGGGCAUGGUGGUGGACAGGGGGGACAAAGGGGUAGGCAUGGUACAAAGAGUCCUGGAUCUCAGCAAAUGGAAGCCGAGGGGAAAAAAAACAAGGAAACUGGUAAUCCUGGACCAAGUUCAAUUGUGAAAAAAGGUCCGUCAUCAUCUAAAGGACAAGCUAUAAACAUAAGGAGAGGUUCACCUUUACCUCUACAAGGAAGGUCAUGUCAAAGAACCAUUCUGUCAUGGUUGAUUGAUCGUGAGGGUAUUAAAGAAUUUGAACAAGUGGGCUAUUUUUAUAGGUCUGAGCAGGUACCAACCGCGACGGGAUUAAUUACCAGGGGUGGUAUAUUAUGCUACUGCUGCCAGAGGGAAAUAUCAGUAUGGACCUUUGAGAAGCAUGCUGGAAGUGAUCUUGGAGAACCAUAUGAACAUAUGUACCUCCUUUGCAAACAUGAACGUACGUGCCUCCUUCGCAAACAUAAAGGUACGCGCCUCCAGGACCUCCUGAUUACUGCUUGGCAUAAUGAAAAGGAAAAACUCCGAUGUCGGUUUUCGUAUGUGCCCAAAGAAAACAGUGCAGAACAAAAUGAUGGUGCAUGUUCAAUCUGUGGAGAUGGGGGAGACUUGAUCUGCUGUGACACAUGUCCUUCCACAUAUCAUUCUUUAUGUAUGGAUAUGGAGAGGGUGUCCCAGAGUGGUUGGUUGUGUCCAUAUUGUAAAUGCAAAUACUGCAGGCUGGGGGAAGAGAGUCAGGUAUUUGUCACAUGCUCCCAAUGCGAAAAGAAAUUUCAUUCGGGGUGCUUGAAACUCUAUGAAAAAGAUUUCUCAGAAGAAUUCCUAGACCUUGGCCGUACAAAAUCAUACUGUGGGCCAGGCUGCCGAGAGAUCUAUGAGAAACUGGAGAACUCAUUGGGAAUCAGAAAUGAUAUCUCUGAAAGCUACUCUUGGAGGGUUAUCCAUCCAAAAGAUGUUAUCUCUGCUUCUAAUAGUACAUAUCUAGAAAAUAAUUUGAAGGUUGCAGUUACUUCGAUGUUAAUGGAUGAGACUUUUGCGACAAUUAUUGAUAAAAAGACGGGCAUCAAUGUUGUGCGAAGUAUUGUUUACAGUCACAGAGCAAACCUCAGUAGGGUAGACUUCAGUCGCUUUUAUACCUUUGUCCUGGAGAAAGACGAUGCGAUCUUAGCUGCUGCUUCCAUAAGGUUCCAUGGGAGAGGGAUGGCGGAAAUGCCCUUUAUUGCCACAGUUAAGGCAUACAGGGGCCAAGGAAUUUGCCGGUCAUUAAUGAAGGAAAUUGAAUCCUUCCUAUGCAGCCUUAAGGUCAAAACCUUGGUUAUUCCAUCUGUUCCUGAGACUGUUGAAAUGUGGACUCAGAAGUUCAAUUUCAAUGAGGUCAAUGAGGUUAACAGAGAGAUGAAGAAAGAAAUAUACGCUCAUAACAUCUUGAUGUUCCCUCGAACUAUGAUUAUGUACAAAGAUUUGUUUGUGAGAAUAUCAGAUGUAUCCAAGGCAAUGCAGAAUCUCAGAAUGACGAGGAACCACCACAAGCACUUCGAUUUGAAGUCCAGGAACCACAAAGGGAGCCGGCUGAGAGACCACAUCUUGAUUUGAAUGUGGAACCUCUGCAGGACUUUUAGCAAAAGUGUGAAAGUCAUAAUGAAAACUUCAGACAAUUUUCAACAUUUUUUCUUGAAUAUUUUUAAAUUAAUCCAUUACAGUAUAAAUUCUUGUUUGUUUAAAUUUCUAUUCAUAGGUAUCAUGUCUAUGGAUUUUAUUUUCA